Messenger RNA from Syzygium oleosum, 1812 nucleotides. Its product is annotated as pentatricopeptide repeat-containing protein At1g80880, mitochondrial. The record is from RefSeq and is a predicted model, not a curated record. Gene Ontology annotation, molecular function: protein binding. Lineage: Eukaryota; Viridiplantae; Streptophyta; Magnoliopsida; Myrtales; Myrtaceae.
GUCGAAACAAUGCUUCUUUCUGUUGACCUUCCUAACCAUAAGCAUGAGGCUUUGCUGCUUUAGCGACGGUUCACUAGUCGCGAAUGAGCGAAGAAGCUUGUCGCUGCAAAUGGUAGCUGCUGAUGGCACUCCAUGCCCUCACAAGAAGACUGCGUCAAGUGCCAUGUCCUCAUGCCUUCCCUUCCCUCUCCAUCUUCCGCAUCUCCACUCUUCCAUCAGCUUCGCCUCGCUCGCAUCCCGGCUACGAUCAGCUUCGGCAUUCACUCUCUGGGGCAUUUCGUCGAACUCUUGUGAUUACUCUCAAUGUCCCCGUCUUGCUUGCCUCAGGUUCUUCUCCAUCCAGAUUUGCGGCGACCCAGUUGUCUUCCGCGACCGGGAAGCAGCAGAGAGCGACUCCCGAGAGUCAACCGUGAUCGAAUUGCUCAAAAGUGUCGCUCUGCUUCCCACGGAAGCAGAGGCCAUGGAAUCUUUGAAGACUUCUGGGAUUGUCCCGAAUGGAGACUUGAUAUAUUCGGCAGUGUGGGCGUUGAGGGAAGAGUGGAGGCUGGCUUUUUUGGCUUUCAAAUGGGGCGAUAAAUGGGGCUGCAUUGACGAGAAAGUUCUCAAUUUGAUGACUUGGGUAUUGGGAAGUCACGGAAAGUUCAAUAUCGCCUGGUGCUUGAUACGGGAUUUGCAUCGGUCUUCAGUGGAUACGAGGCAGGCUAUGCUAGUUAUGAUUGAUCGGUAUGCAGCUGCAAACAAUCCGACAAAGGCAAUCUGGACAUUUCACGUUAUGGAGAAAUUCAGAGCUGCUCCGGAUGAGGAAGCGUACUGCACCCUCCUGACUGCUCUCUGUAAGAACGGAAACAUUGAAGAAGCAGAAGAGUUCGUGUUUCUGAAUAAGAAGCUCUUCCCCCUGGAAACUGAGAGCUUCAACAUUAUUCUGAAUGGUUGGUCUAAUGUUACUGUUGACGUGCUUGAAGCCAAGAGAAUUUGGAGAGAGAUGUCGAGAUGCUGCAUCACACCAAAUGCGACAUCAUAUACUCACAUGAUCUCCUGCUUCUCGAAGGUUAGUAACCUUUUUGACUCUUUGAGACUAUAUGAUGAGAUGAAGAAAAGAGGUUGGGUUCCUGGACUUGAGGUGUACAACUCUCUAAUAUACGUGCUUACUAGGGAGAAUUGCUUUAGUAAGGCCCUAAAAAUGUUGGAGAAACUGAAAGAAGCGGAUUUGCAGCCAAAUCACGCCACUUAUGAUUCCAUGAUACGUCCUCUAUGUGAAGCCAAAAAGCUAGAUGAGGCAAGAGCUGUUCUAUCUUCCAUGAUACGUGAUAACAUUCAGCCAACAGUUGAAACCUACCAUUCGUUUCUUGAAGUCACCGAUUUUGAAGGGACACUGGAAGUUCUUUCUAUAAUGAGGAAAGCUGGUGUAGGUCCUACUGGAGAUACAUUCCUCCUAAUUCUUGAGAAGUUUUUCAAACAGAGCCAAGUGGAGAAUGCUUUGAGGAUUUGGGUUGAAAUGAGGCAACAUGAAAUAGUGCCAGUUGCUGCGCAUUACCUCAAAGUGGUGCAUGGAUUGGCAGUGUCUGGUUAUCUCAUUAAAGCCAAGGAAAUUUAUUCUGAGAUGAGAGCCAAAGGGUUCUCAGAUGAUCCAAAGUUGAAGAAACUGUUGUACAGAACUUCAAGACGUAAGAAGGAUAAAAGGGAAUGGCAUGCCGGAGAAGACGAGAGUGGGGUUGGUGUGAACAUUAAGAGAGGAACUAUAUCGAGAUAGCAAAGAAAAUUUGUAGAAGAUCAAACAUGGAGAAUGGGAGGACAUUACAUGGUGUUUCCAAA